UCGUACACCUGGCCAUUUCUGCCCUAAUUUUUCUCCCCGGCAGUGGGAAGAACAGAGCAGCCGCUAUGAGGAACAGUGACCGAUGGUGAGCGAGGCGAUUCCCAGCGAUGGUGAAGAAAGAUCGCAGCAAGAAGCGGCGGCCGUGGAAGGAGAGGCGUCCUGCAGCUAUAAUCUCGUGAAGAAGAUGAAGAAGCUGGAUCGAGAAUCCCUGAAAACCCCAAUCCCCGGCGGAGAGGAAGAGGAGGACGAUGACGAUCAAUUCAUGGAUCCAGCAUUGUGGGGAUGCCUCCCGGAGGAUCUCCACGACAGAAUCCUGGCCCGGCUCCCAAUCCCCAGCUUCUUCCGGCUCCGCAUCGUCUGCUCGCGCUGGCAAUCCCUCCUCUCCUCCCCGACAUUCCUGGGGCACUGCGCCGCCAAGAAUCACCAAUCCUGGCUCCUCAUGUUCGCGGACGUCCACUACAAGCUCGUCUUCGUCUACAUCCCGGACGAAGAUCGCUGGCUCCAUUUCCCCCUCUCCUUCCUCCCCUCCAACAUCUACUACAUCACCGGCGCCGGCGGAUUGCUGUGCUUCCGCCUCGUCGAGGCAAACGGCGCCUCGAGCAUGUGUGUGUGCAAUCCAAUCACGCGAUCCUGGCGCCGCUUGCCGCCGCUGCUGGGAGAUUUCUACGCGGGGCUUGUCGGCAUGGUCGCCGAGAGCGAGGACCCUAGAACCCUAAAAUCCGGGCGAUACCGCAUUGUCGUACGGACAAAGCCGCCCGGAUCGGACGACUUCGAUUUCACCAACCUGCGUACGGAGGUGUACGAUUCGGCCAGUGGGCACUGGUCAAUUAGUGGCGUACCGGAGGACGACCUCACCAUGGGCAAGGCGGUGUGUAACGGCGUCCUCUAUUUCAUGACGUGGGAAGCGCGAAACGGGGUAUAUGCUUUCCUCGUGGACCAGGGAAUCUGGAUCAACAUUAACGCGCCGUGGCCCUAUUUCUUUACGUGCCCCCAUUUGGUGGAAUGCGCGGGCGCGCUCUUCAUGGUGGGCGGGUUUGGCAAGCAGCAUGUUUCCACGGUGGGGAUUAGGGUUUGGCAGCUUAGGGCGGAGGCGAUGGAGUGGGAGCUCAUCGAUUCCAUGCCCAGCCGCCUCUUCGACGAGUUUCUCACCAAGCCGGGAGGGAUGUACUUCGAUUGCGCGGGCAAUGGCGGGUGCGUCUACUUCAUCAAUUACGAGAAGCCGCCAAUGCUCAUCGUGUUUGAUGUGGUGCGAUGCCUGUGGAGGAAGCUGGGAUCGCCGGCGCCCAAUGUGUUGCACAAGAUGUUCCUUUGUUUCUCCUUCACACCCCAGCUCGGCUGCCCGAUUUGAUCGGUCCGGUCCAGUCUCAUUUUUUUAAAAUGGGUGUUUGGCGCCAAAGUUCUCGGGCGCCCGAUAUGGCCCAUUUUAAGUUGUGGACCACAGUUCUGGCCAUCAAUCGAGCUUGCGACUUCCCUCUAAAAGUAUUAUGGCAAUGGCGUCGAUUUCUUGGGCUACAUUAUUUCACUCCUCUAUUGUUUGUUUCGAUUUUCAUUGAGCUUUUGUGGUGUAGAUUUCUGCCUUUCGCUUUGAAGAUGGAACUCUCGUGAAUCUA
This is a messenger RNA of Selaginella moellendorffii, 1610 nucleotides long. RefSeq names its product protein UNUSUAL FLORAL ORGANS. The coding region runs from base 83 to 1348 and encodes 421 amino acids. The transcript has a single exon. Lineage: Eukaryota; Viridiplantae; Streptophyta; Lycopodiopsida; Selaginellales; Selaginellaceae. Gene Ontology annotation, molecular function: protein binding. The record is from RefSeq and is a predicted model, not a curated record.